Arachis duranensis is the source of this 837-nucleotide messenger RNA. RefSeq names its product protein ALP1-like. The coding region runs from base 1 to 837 and encodes 278 amino acids. The transcript is spliced from 4 exons. The record is from RefSeq and is a predicted model, not a curated record. Lineage: Eukaryota; Viridiplantae; Streptophyta; Magnoliopsida; Fabales; Fabaceae.
AUGGAUAGAUGUGCCUUUCAUGCAUUGUGUAACAUGCUUAAAAGGGUUGAAAGGUUAGAACCAAGUAGGAAUAUGUGUGUGGAAGAAAUGGUUGCCAUGUUUUUACAUAUUAUAGCACAUGACGUCAAAAUUAGAGUAAUAAAGAGACAAUUUGUGAGAUCUGAAGAAACAAUUAGUAGGCGGUUUAAUGAUGUAUUGCUUGCUAUUUUAAUAUGUCAUAAUCUCUUACUGAAGAAACCUCAACCAUUUAGCCAGGAUAAAAUGGAUGAACGAUGGAAAUGGUUUAAGAUAAUUUAUUUUGCUAAUGUUAUUAAAUCUCAUAUGGAUUGCCUAGGAGCCUUAGAUGGAACUCAUAUCAAAGUCAAUGUCCUUGAGGCUGAUAAGCCUAGAUAUCGAAACAGAAAAGGUGAUAUAACAACCAAUGUGCUUGGAGUGGUUGCUCCCGAUAUGCAAUUUAUCUACGUACUGGCGGGUUGGGAGGGUUCAGCUGCGGAUUCUAGGGUAUUGCGAGAUGCACUAUUUCGCAAUGGGUUUAGUGUUCCCCAAGGUCAUUAUUACUUAUGUGAUGCUGGAUACAUGAAUUGUGAAGGAUUUUUGGCACCUUAUAGAGGACAAAAAUAUCAUUUGAGUGAGUUUAAUCCACAUAAUCAACCCAGUACAGUUCAAGAAAGAGUGAUGGUUGUGGAUCCUAUUGAUGAGAUAGAAGAUCAAAAUAUACUUGGAGUAGAUGGUGAGACGAUCCACCAUAUUGAGACGAGUGAUGCUUGGGGUAGAUGGAGAGAUCACCUUGCACAAGAAAUGUGGAACCAAUGGAGGAGAAGACAUCACGCUCGAUAA